Scleropages formosus (Asian bonytongue) is the source of this 4376-nucleotide messenger RNA. It is a transcript of the gene dcaf8, whose product is annotated as DDB1 and CUL4 associated factor 8. NCBI's taxonomy places the organism in Eukaryota, Metazoa, Chordata, Actinopteri, Osteoglossiformes, Osteoglossidae. Gene Ontology annotation, molecular function: protein binding. Bases 334 to 2304 code for a protein of 656 amino acids. The record is from RefSeq and is a predicted model, not a curated record. The transcript has 13 exons. Gene Ontology annotation, cellular component: Cul4-RING E3 ubiquitin ligase complex; cytoplasm.
GGCUGGAGUGCAGGACAGCGAAGCGCAGUCAGUGUGUGAACACGGAACGGCGCUGGUGUGGGUAUAAAGACGGAAACACAGCCCUUACUCUUGGGCUUUAACCGCGUCCCUAACCCCCGGGCGACUAUUUCUCCAGAUAAACGUCUCCUGGAACGAAAAUGUGAACCUCAGAACUUUUAGUCACUGAAAACCGGCGAUGGAGGCUUUAAACAAUUCAAAAACCUAUCUGCGUGAUGACGAAUCAAUGUAUUCUUUUUUUUUUUUUUUUUUCGAAAGCUCGGGCAGCACAGAGUGUAAUUAUUCUAAACUAAAUCCUGACAGUAAAGUCGUGUAAUGAAAACUUUUACAUGUGAGAUAGGUAAAAGAGGUACAGGCUCUCUUCCUUGGAAGAGAGGGACUCAGAGCAACAGAAUGGCAGACAGUGAUGGCAAACCCACUCUCCUAAAUGGUGGCUCAGAGGACCCAGAGGAGGGGAAAAAGUCUGAGGGUAAUACUUCUGAAUCUGCAGAUGGGCAGGAACACCCCAACACAGCUACAAAGGAAACGGCGCCCUCUUCUGAGGCAGUGCAGGAAGGCCAAAAUGACUCUGUCCCAGAGCCGGAACGAGAGAGGCACCAGGAGCAAGAUAACGAUGAGGAGGGCGAGGACACAGACAGCAUGGAUGGUAGUGGGUUAUACUCCCUGACGGAGGAGCCUGAGAGAGAGAGUGACGGAGGAAGGGCUGUGGGGAACAGGAAGAAGCAGGAGAAAGAGAGACAAGGAAGCGAGGCUCGGGAGGCGCGGAAAAGGCAAAGGGAACGAGAGCGACCAGCAGGUGGAGCCUCGCACCACUCCUCCAGCUCGGAUGACGAUGAUGAUGAUGAUGACAACGAUGAGGAGGAGGAUGAGGAGGAGGAGGAGGAAGAAGAGGAUGAGGAAGCAAUGGAGGCCUGGCUGGGGGCAGAUGUGCAGGAGCUGUCGUUUCCCAAGUGGAGGGCGGUGCCCUCCCUUCGAGCGAGGGAGAUCGGGCAGGGGGCACAGUUUGUGCGGCGGGUGUGUGGGGCACGGGGUCUAGUGCAGCGGUUAGAGCUGCAGUUCCGCCUGGAGAGACAUGCGGGAUGCGUCAACACCCUGCACUUCAACCCUUCCGGCACACGGCUGGCAUCUGGCAGCGACGAUCUCCGUGUGGUGGUGUGGGACUGGGCCAGACGCAGGGCUGAGCUGGAGUUUGACAGCGGACACAAGAGUAAUGUCUUUCAGGCAAAGUUCCUACCCCAUAGUGGGGACUCUACACUGGCCAUGUGUGCCAGAGAUGGUCAGAUCCGAGUGGCAGAGCUGUCUGCCACACAGCGCUGCAAGAACACCAAGAGAGUGGCACAGCACAAGGGAGCGGCACACAAGUUGGCCUUGGAGCCAGAUUCCCCUUGCUCCUUCCUGUCUGCGGGGGAGGAUGCUGUUGUCUUCGGUAUUGACCUUCGCCUUGACCGACCAGCCACUAAGCUGGUUGUUGUGAAGGAAGGGGAUAAGAAAGUUGGACUCUACACCAUCUUUGUGAAUCCAGCCAACACACACCACUUUGCUGUAGGUGGCAGAGACCAGUAUGUCAGGAUAUAUGACCAGAGAAAGAUCAAUGAAAAUGAAAAUAAUGGUGUGCUAAAGAAAUUCUGUCCCUCCCACCUUGUGUCCAGUGAGACCAAGACCAAUAUCACCUGUCUGGUCUACAGCCACGAUGGCACAGAGCUGUUAGCCAGCUACAAUGAUGAAGACAUCUACCUGUUUGACUCCAGCCAUAGCGAUGGCGCGGACUACCGCAGGCGAUACAAAGGCCACCGCAACAACGCUACAGUGAAGGGAGUGAAUUUCUAUGGCCCCAACAGCGAGUUUGUGGUGAGCGGCAGCGACUGCGGCCACAUCUACCUGUGGGACAAGAACUCAGCCCGAAUUGUCCAGUUCAUGGAGGGGGACAAAGGAGGAGUGGUGAACUGUCUGGAACCCCACCCUCACCUGCCUGUCUUGGCCACCAGUGGCCUGGAUCAUGAUGUGAAGCUCUGGGCCCCCACUGCAGAGGCCCCAACUGGACUUAAGGGCCUGAAAGAGUUGAUGAAGAAAAACAAACGUGAGCGUGACGAAGACAGCAUGCGGCAUGGCGAUCAGUACGACACACAACUGCUCUGGUUCCUCAUGAGACACAUGCGACACAGGAGGCCACAGAGGGCUCGCCGUGGGGAGGCCGGGGACGGGGACACAGACGAGUCAUGGAGUUCAGCGGACUCCUCAGAAGAAGAGGACAUGGGCCCCGAUCACGUGCAGUGCAUGUCCUCCUGAACAGGGGGAGGUGAGACUGGCACAAGGAUGGACAGAUGGAUGGAUGGACAGACUGACUGACUGAGGUGGACAGACAAGCUGUCGUUCCACAGUGACCCCCACAGAAGUACAGACAAGCAUGGGAUUGAUGAGUGGACAGUGCACUCCUGACACUGAUGCAAUUCAAUUUAUGUUAUGGUGAAGUACUUUGUUCUUCCCCAAAUGACUGACAGACAGACGGACGGACGAAUUUGCGCGCUCACACACACUUUCAGUUGUACAUUGUCACACUCACAGACUGACCAUGCGACAGCUACCCUGAAAGGCCUCACCUAAACUUUGAUGUACAUGCUCAGUCUGUCCCUGCUGUUGUACUAAGGGAUGUGCAAACAGCAACUUGCUGGUCUCACCAGUCUUUACAUACAGCCAGGCAUGCAAACAAUGUGGCAGACACACAUUCUGGUACAGCACACAGUGGUGUCACUCGCCCACGCGCACAGCUGCACACUUCAGGGGAACGACUGUCCUGAGGCCGGGACGGGGAGAAGUUGAAUGCUGAAGAUUGUUCUGUCUGACUCUACCAGCACCUUCCUUGCUUGCCUCAGUGCGUGGAAUGGAUCUCCUGAGAACACUGUCUUCUCCCACUUUGGAGAAACGGUCGUGUUUUUGCCUAAUCGGCUUACAAGCUUUGUGUGAGACAGGCCCAAUGAGCUCUAGUCCUGUUGUGCCCCUUCUACAUUAAUUUUGGUGGGAAAGACCAGUAUUAAGCACUUUCACUCAGAAGGCAUAUCCUGCUUUUUUGUCAGUAUCUCUUUAGGUUGAUUCACAAAGGUCCAGUACCCUUCCCUGCCAUGCUGCCCCGUAUUUAAUAUUGUCUAAUGGUAACACCAGACUGAGUGAUGGCAGAACUGUGGUAUCCCUUCCUGCCUCGUCUGCUCUCUCUGUGCUGUGGAGCGCACCUUAACCACCAGGAUGGUGCGUAGUUCCAUAUAAUAGCCGGGGGGGUGGCACCCACAGUACUUUUAUUUUUAGCCCAUCUGCACACACCAACAUUUAAGGUAUACUUAAAAUGCUUUAAUAUUUGACUUGAGCUGUUUUGUUUUUCUGAAUUUGCACGUGACAGGAGUCUGGCUAUGGAACUCCUUGUAAAAGAGGAGCGAGAUGCCUUCCUCUUAACCCUCCACCCCAGGACUCGAAUUAGCCCUGGUGCAGUGUUGGCAAGCGCCUUUUAGUCUCGGAAGCCCCUUUUCAAACUGCUUUUUCCACCCAGAGGGACUGAGGACCUUCCUGGAAUAGAGCAGGGUGGGAAGGAGCUCUGGAGUUUGUGUGUUUUCUCCACUCUCGUCCACAGCCUGUCUGUACUGGAGGCUGUGCUUGUACCCUUGUACCAUUAGGCCUGCUCUCGUUCCUACAGCCACCCUUGACAGAUGUUUUCAGCCUUCUGUCAGCUGAGAAGACCCCAGCCACUACAUGUCUAAAUGUGCUUGAGUUAAGAUGCAUUCAGGUAUAUUUAGAUUUAUAUGUAGUAUUUGAGCUGUGGGCUGUUUUUUUUUUUUUUUUGUUAAAAGUAACAGGUGAAGAGGAACGCAUUAGUGUACUGGGGCAAGAGGGGUCAAGAAAUUGCUUAGCUGCUUUUUUGUGAGAGGAAAAUUGCUUUUCUCUUUUUGUAUGAGAAAUAAUGAAGUCAAAUAUGUGUAUAUAAACUGUAAAAACCAAACCACUUUAGCUAAUAUUUGACUUUAAAAAAAUCAAGAUAAAUGUUAUUUGAUUGAUAAUGAUGCAGAGGUUUAUAUUAUAUAUGAUGAAAUUUACUUUUGAAGUAGGAAUAAACAUAUUACAGAGACUGAAUUUUGUUAAUAUGAAAUCUCCAUUUCGUGUUCAUGUCAACGUCCUUAAUUUAGGACUCAAACUUCCCCCCCCCCCUCAGUCUUCUUUCCUUGAUCACCUACCUGUUUCCAAGAUAGUUCAAUCAGCUCUUUUCCUUUUUUAUUCUCUUGUACAGGUUUAGUUUUCCUUUUUUCCCCCCUGAUGACUGCCUAAACUGUUUGAACCAGUCUGGUUGGAAACAUGCAGUUUUCAUAGUAAAUGCGACA